AUGAACGCAAGUGACUACAUCAUUGCAGGAGACGUCAACGCAAAAAGUGUCUGGUGGGGAUGCGAUGCUGACGAUAAAAGGGGUUCUCAAAUAAUGGAGACAGUGGCUGAAUUAAAUCUAGAAAUCCUCAAUACUGACAGCAACCCAACAUUUGCAGUUUAUAGGAUGGGCAAGCUUUGCUCCAGUAUCAUAGAUAUAACAGUGUGUUCAGCUUCUUUAAUAAACAAGAUCAAAAAUUGGAGAGUUGAUGAAACAUUUAGCACUUUGUCAAGCCAUAAACCAAUAUUAUAUGAGCUUAAUCCACAGAAUUUUACACCACAAAAGACAAUUACCAGCACGCGAAAGUUUGAUACUAGGAAAGCGAACUGGGAAGUAUUCAAACAAGAACUAACGACAGAAUCAAGUAGCAACCAAAUAAACAAGGAAAUUAUAGGACAAAUUAAGACAACACAAGAUUUGGACAUAAUGGUAGAUAAAUAUACGCAAUGCAUUUCAGCGGCAUGUUCUAAAGCAAUCCCAUUAAUUAAACCUAAGAAAGCAAAGAAAGCAGCAAUAUGGUGGACUAAAGAACUUACACUUAAGAAAGAGGAGAUGAUUAGGAUAAGACGAAGAAUUCGGAACGCGCACCCUAAGAGACGAAAUUUUGUCAUAGAUCUCUAUCUCAAAGCAAGAGAAGAAUAUAUCCACAGCAUAGAAACAGCUGCAACACAAAGCAAUGAAGAAGCAGAUGCAGCAGACAAAAGCGCGGCAACCUCCCACCGAUCUUAUGAAUUUCUCAAAUUCCCAAUAAGCCAUGUAAAAUAUUUAAAUCGACAACAAGCCAUUAAAGGAACAGAAAACUUUUACUUUGAAAGUGACAAAGGCAUAUAUACCAAAUCUCUAUGUCCUACUUAUGAGCAACUCACCCUAACUGUUAAAGCACUGGCACCUAAUUUUGCUAUAACUCAGUAUCUUAGCAAUCAUGGAUAUCACAAGGAAUAUCUUCAUCGUUUUAAAAUAACCAAUGAUAAUAAAUGCCCAUGA
Messenger RNA from Parnassius apollo (apollo), 1023 nucleotides. NCBI's taxonomy places the organism in Eukaryota, Metazoa, Arthropoda, Insecta, Lepidoptera, Papilionidae. The record is from the annotation of a GenBank genome assembly.